Messenger RNA from Cooperia oncophora, 945 nucleotides. The record is from the annotation of a GenBank genome assembly. Lineage: Eukaryota; Metazoa; Nematoda; Chromadorea; Rhabditida; Trichostrongylidae.
AUGUCAAGGCCAAAAUUGAUCAAGAAAGAGAGGAAUCCGCCUGUUAGUAGUCCAUAUCCAAAACCAGGAUGGUCAUAUUCGAAUCUUAUUGCAUUAGCCUUGAAAAACAGCGACUGGACAGCUGACUGUGUCGGAGAUUUAUGCGUUCAUGCUUUUGGUCCUUUUAGCGAACAUUUCCCCUAUUUUCGAACUGCACCAAAUGGAUGGAAAAAUUCUGUUCGUCACAAUCUCUCUUUGAAUAAGUGUUUUUGCAAAGUUGAUGUAGACGAAGACGCCCCUCUUGUCCAUCAAACUCGAAAAUCAUGUCUUUGGAUGAUAAAUCCGGAGCGCAUACAUAAAGUCGAACAUGAUAUUCGGAAAUGGCGCGAACGAAACCCGGAUUCGGUCACGGAGGGAAUGGCUCGACCAGAGGAUCUACAAGCAAUAGAGGAGGGUACUAAAGGUCUACCUAUGACAAGGAACUCAAAACAAGUGUUGAAAUCUGUUCCCGUUCAUAGGAGCUUUCGAAGAGAAGUGUCGUAUUUGAAUCACGCUAAUGACCAGUACAUUGAUGAGGAUGCAAUUGCUGCUGAGGACUUGUUUCACAUUGUUAAGCAAGAGCUACGGUCUCAAGCAAAGGAAAGUGCUGACGAAAUCGUCGUUAAUCAGAACCUGUACAUUCCCGAUGUGAAACAUGAAACAACUGACGAUCGCCUUCAUUCUUACUCGAAAUCCACAGCUGUCGAAGAGUUUAUGCAAACGACAUUCCCGUCAACUGAGUCCAUGCUCGAAACCAGUAGUGGUAGUGCUAUAAAACGCCCUCGGUCUGACAGUUUCUAUAGUCCUUCAAAAGAGAUACCUGUAAUGGAUUUGUUGCCAAGUGCAUUCGUUGACGCUUUUCUGUCGUUAACUCCUCCAAAGGCGAAGCAAGUUGAAAGGGAUCGAUCUGUUUCUCCAAUCAGGUAG